AUGGUUACUGACGAUUCCUCAGGAACUACAAAUAAUUCUAAUUUGUUGGAUAAACAUACAGAGUACACUAUUGAAGACGACUUUUUGGAUGACGAUUUUUUUGUAGAUGAUUCGAAUAGAACAUUUGAUGAAGGAGAUAAUGAUGUAAAACCAGUAAAUGUUUAUACAUCUACAGGUACAUUAAUACCGAAAAAAAAUGGUAGAAGUGCUCCAAUAUGUUUCAAUUGUGAUGGUGAGCAUGUUUUAGCUAAAUGCCCAUUUCCAAAAGAUGAUAAAAAAAUUAAAGCUGCUCUUACACUAAGUAGAAAUAAGAGGAAUAAUACUUCAAAUCGAUAUCACGAUGAAAUUAAUGAAUCAAAAUAUAUUCCUGGAGAGAUAUCUAGUAAAUUGAGGGAUGCUCUAGAUAUUGAUAAAAAUGAGUUACCCCCAUGGAUUCACAGGAUGAGAGUAAAAGGUCUUGUACAAGGUUACCCUCCAGAAUUACUUCUUGAUGCGCUAGAAAACGAUGAAGAAACGCUUGAUUUUCAUGCUGGUAACGAUGAUGAAGAGUGUCCUGUUCCAUCUAAAAAAAGAAAGGUGAAUAAUAAGGAUAGUGAAGAUUUAACAUUACCACCUAAGAUUAAUCCAAAUAAAAUAUUUGAUUUUCCAGGGUAUAAUAAAUAUAUACCAAACUCGUUUAGUAUUUCAGGACCUAGUUAUCGUGUACCACAUUUUGGUGAUUUUAUGUAUAAUCUGGAAGAAAUGAUAUAUGAUAACUUCUGUCAACAUCAUAGGAUUAAUGAUUAUGAAUUAGCAUAUAGACAUAAAAGACGCAGAGAAAAAAAUCUUGUUAAAAUAGAAAAUAAAGAGAAGGAAGGUCAUAAAAGUAGUGAAUCAUCAAGUAUUGAUGAAUAUGAUAAUUCAUUUCAAGAUGAUACUAUAAAUCGUAGUGUAAUCGAAGAAAAUUCAGGAACUAUUAUUGUAAACUCUCAAGAACAUUUUAAAACGACAACAGAUGAUAAACCCUCAUUAAAAAGUUUUACAGUUGGGAUACAACCUUUUGAGGCAAGAGAGGAAGCGAUAGAGAGAGGAUUUUUAAAAAAAAUUAGAUCAUUGAUAAAAAAAGCUUAA
Strongyloides ratti is the source of this 1110-nucleotide messenger RNA. Its product is annotated as PSP, proline-rich domain-containing protein. The coding region runs from base 1 to 1110 and encodes 369 amino acids. The record is from RefSeq and is a predicted model, not a curated record. Lineage: Eukaryota; Metazoa; Nematoda; Chromadorea; Rhabditida; Strongyloididae. The transcript is spliced from 2 exons. Gene Ontology annotation, cellular component: catalytic step 2 spliceosome. Gene Ontology annotation, molecular function: RNA binding.